This is a messenger RNA of Naegleria gruberi, 1798 nucleotides long. RefSeq names its product rho family small GTPase. The transcript is spliced from 6 exons. Bases 401 to 1651 code for a protein of 416 amino acids. NCBI's taxonomy places the organism in Eukaryota, Heterolobosea, Eutetramitea, Acrasida, Naegleriidae. The record is from RefSeq and is a predicted model, not a curated record. Gene Ontology annotation, biological process: small GTPase-mediated signal transduction. Gene Ontology annotation, molecular function: GTPase activity; GTP binding; protein binding.
GAUUGUUGGAGGUGGAAAGUCCACCAUCAAUAACAACAACAACACAUCACCACCAACAACCACAACAACGAACAUUCGGCAACUUUCUCCUUCUACCAAUCCUCACAUAACUACCACCAAUCAUAAUUAUAACAAUUUGAACAUUCCCGGAUUGUCAUUGACCACUAGUAGUGAUGUGAGCAUUCCAUCAUCAUUAAAUUCUUCAUCCAAUUCGAAUAAUAUAAUUUCUUCAUUUAAUUCAUCAUCAUCAUCACCAUCAUCCAUAAAUGCUUCAACAAUACCACCAACAUCUUCACCAUCAUCAUCACCUGCAAAAUAUGUAAAAUCUCAUCGAAGUAGGAAGGGUUUAUUUGGUCAGAAGAGAAAUAGUAGUGUCAAGUAUGCAAAUUCUGUCGUUUCAAUGAGAACAUUGGAUGAUGAUAGGAGAAUUACGAUACAUGGAAAUGUAAUUUCUAAUCAAAUGUUGAUUGGAUUGGAUGAAAAUGGAUCAAUGAGAAAUUUAUAUGGUUUGGCAUCUGAUUUACCAAAUGAAAUUUUGAUUAAAAUAUUUACAUAUUUGAAUGGAAUUUCAUUUUAUAGAGUUUGUUUGGUUUGUAAGAGUUGGUACAGAGCUUGUGAAGAUGAAAUUUUAUGGGAACAAGUUUGUUCAAUGAUUUAUCCAAAUGAAACUCAGAAAAUGCAAAAAUCAAAUAAUAGACGAAACAAGAUUACAAAAUUCAAAAAUAUUUAUUCAGAAAUUGUGUAUAAUGAUUUUAUAUUGUUAAAAACAGGAUCAUUCGAGAAAAAAGAUAUCAAAUUUAAAAAGUCACCGUGGAGUAAAGAAGAUUACAUUUUCUUCCAUUCACCCAAUAAUAAUAAUGGAAACUCCACUUCUAAUAAUGGUAAUAACAGUGCAAAUCAUUUAAAUUCAGCUCUAGUUUCUACUGGUAGUGAGGAAAAUGUCUUGAGUAUUUCACCUUCAAGUGCAGUUAAUCAAUCAAUGCCUGUUAAAAUUGUGGUGGUUGGAGAUGGUGCUGUUGGAAAGACUUCAUUGUUGGGGAGGUUUGCCAAUGAUGAAUUUUUAUCAGAUCAAUAUCUUCCAACUAUUUUUGAUAAUUUUACAACAUAUUCAACAUUUGAUAACAAGACAUGGGCUGUCACUAUUAUAGAUACUGCUGGAUCAGAAGAUUAUGACAAAAUAAGACCUCUGAGUUAUACAGGAUGUGACUUGUUUAUAUGUUGUUUUGAUUUAAUGAACACAUCGAGCUUUCAAAAUGUUUUAAAUAUUUGGAUAAGAGAAUUAAAUUUAUGUGCACCAAAUGUUCCAAUCCUUUUAUGUGGAACCAAAUUGGAUUUGAGAAUAUCGAAUAUCAACGAAUCAGGUUCACUCAAAUAUUAUAUCGAUUCUAAAUUUUCAAAGUAUGGAGUGGUCACAUUUGAUGAAGGAGUGGCAUUGGCCAACAAGAUUGGUAAUUGUGUUGGAUAUAUUGAAACUUCUGCUAAAUCAGGACAAGGUGUUAAGAAGUGCAUUGAAACAGCAAUAUCAUACAGCUGUAAAUAUUCCCUGUCGCAAUUAGUGAGAUACAUGCCUAGAUCGCCAACAACUGGCUCACCUAACAGCGAUAACGGAACGAUACCCAACAAGAGAAACAGUAAUUGUAUAAUAGAGUAACAAUUUUGAUUAAUUAUAGUAUAUUAGGAAAGUUUAAAAAUUGAAUUUGACAAGGUUGAAAUUAUUGUAACAUUCUUAUUAUCUCCACGUUUUUGUAAAAUAAAAAGUAGAUCAGUAAUGUACCUCUUGAUUUGGUACUGAUUAAGU